AUGCCUUACUAUCCAGGCCUAGAACGAUAUGAGAUCUUGGAAAAGGUCGGAGAUGGAGCUUUUUCGAAUGUCUACAAGGCAUUAGAUACGGCAACUGAUAAAAAGGUAGCCAUAAAAGUUGUUCGAAAGCAUGAGCUUACAGCAUCCGAGAAUGGCAAGAACCACCUUCAUCCUAACAUGAAAAAGAAGACAAAAGCAACCGAGCGUGCAAAUAUCUUGAAAGAAGUUCAAAUCAUGCGCAACAUCAAGCACGAAAAUAUCGUUCAAUUGACCCAGUUCUCUGAAUCAGACGACUACUACUUUCUGGUCCUUGAACUCUGUGAAGGAGGCGAACUGUUUCACCAGAUUGUCAAACUUACUUACUUUAGCGAAGACCUUGCCCGCCAUGUUAUCGUCCAAGUGGCACAAGGUAUUCGCUAUUUACACGAAGAGUGCGGUGUAGUUCAUCGUGAUAUCAAACCUGAAAAUAUUCUUUUCGAUCCUAUCCCGAUUGUACCCUCAACAAGCCCUGUAAAUACAUUUGACGAUGAAGACAAAGAAGACGAGGGAUUGUUUGUACCUGGUGUAGGUGGUGGCGGAAUAGGCCGAGUCAAGAUCGCCGACUUUGGCUUAUCCAAGGUUAUCUGGGACAACUCUACUCUAACACCAUGCGGUACAGUAGGCUACACAGCCCCGGAGAUAGUAAGAGAUCAAAAAUACUCUAAAUCUGUGGAUAUGUGGGCUAUUGGAUGUGUACUCUAUACCAUUCUCUGUGGAUUCCCUCCCUUUUACGACGAGUCGAUCCGCGCACUAACAGAAAAGGUCGCACGAGGCCAGUUCACUUUCCUCAGUCCCUGGUGGGACCCAAUCUCUGACUCGGCCAAGGAUCUGAUUCGCAACUUACUAUGUGUGGAUCCCAAUGAACGAUACACAAUCGAAGAAUUCUUUGAACAUCCUUGGGUAACCAAUAGUCCUUUCCCCCCGAAGAAACCCCUCAGUGCUCACCCACUACCAACAAAAGCACGUACCGAAAAGGUUGUUGAUGCACGAACCCAGGCUAUAAAGGAUCUUUUCUCGCCUGGCGUGGCAUCUAUAAAGGAAAUUCUUGAUAUUACUUAUGCUGUUCAGCGUAUGGGAGAAGAAAAGUCUCGAAAGGUUCCUGGCAAUCGUAAACAAGUGGAUGAUGAAGCUGGAUUCAUCGGUGGUUACGAUUCUAUAUCUGAAGAAGAAGAUGGAGAAGGAGAAGGAGAA
This is a messenger RNA of Phycomyces blakesleeanus NRRL 1555(-), 1230 nucleotides long. RefSeq names its product calcium/calmodulin-dependent protein kinase (gene CaMK7). Gene Ontology annotation, biological process: protein phosphorylation. The annotation marks the transcript as partial. Gene Ontology annotation, molecular function: ATP binding; protein kinase activity. NCBI's taxonomy places the organism in Eukaryota, Fungi, Mucoromycota, Mucoromycetes, Mucorales, Phycomycetaceae. The transcript has 6 exons. The record is from RefSeq and is a predicted model, not a curated record.